This is a messenger RNA of Ostrea edulis (European flat oyster), 3761 nucleotides long. Its product is annotated as myb-binding protein 1A-like protein. The record is from RefSeq and is a predicted model, not a curated record. Gene Ontology annotation, biological process: regulation of DNA-templated transcription. Gene Ontology annotation, molecular function: transcription corepressor activity; sequence-specific DNA binding; transcription factor binding. The transcript is spliced from 35 exons. Gene Ontology annotation, cellular component: nucleolus. Lineage: Eukaryota; Metazoa; Mollusca; Bivalvia; Ostreida; Ostreidae. Bases 96 to 3587 code for a protein of 1163 amino acids.
UCUGCAAUGCGCUUCAUAAUAGUAAAAGUAUAUAUUCAACAUCCAAACUAUUUUCUGACAUUGACGAGUGUACAUGUGCUCAUCAGCCAUGCGAAAUGAGUUUUAAAACAGCUCACAAAGUUGACAAAUCCAUUCUAAACAAGUUUUGGCAAUUAGCAGAAUCAAAUCAGGAGAAAAUAAUACAGACAUCGAAAACUUUAGUGGAUGACUUACACCGACGACAAGUGGACGAGUCGGGUGUUUGUGAGGAGUUGCACUAUUGCAUUAACCGGCUUGUGAAGGGUCUAGCGUCCAGCCGACAGUCUGCAAGACAUGGCUUCUCGGUGGCACUCUGUCAGAUUCUCAGAAACUUCCCAUCAGUAAAUGUUGAUGUCAUACUUGGUGCUAUUGCUGAACAUCUGAAAUUUACUCAGAAAGAAUCCAGAUCUGAACAGGGGAAUAUUCUGCUUGGGAAGGUCUUGGCCUACCUGACCAUAGUUCAGUCAGGUCAGAUAGCCAGUGCAACCCAGGAGCAUGUGCAGAAAAUUGUCCAGAAUCUACUUCAAGUCUGCAAGAAGAGAGCGUUUCUUACACAGAUUUCCAUUCAUGCCAUAUCACUAAUUGUCUCACAGGUAAAUACAGAUGUGUUUAGAAUGUCGGUUUGGUCUGAGAUUGAGGCUGACCUGACCCAGGGAUGGACAGGAUGUUCCCCAGAUACCCUCCUACUGCUUAGUGCUUGUCAGAAAUACCAUGUGAAAGUGGUGGACAAAGCAUUUUUGAAAACGUACUGGGGAUCAUCAAAAGUAUUCUGUGCUGAGAAUCUGAAAAACAUCUGGAAUGUUAUAAAGCUUUCAGUGUCCUCCUAUCCUGUGAUACAUCUAAUAAAUGAUGAAAUUGUACAGCAGCUGACCACAGCUAAGAUAUCUAUCAUUGAUUUUUGGACAGAAGGAAGAGAUGUUUUAUUCGGUAAGGAACACCACAAGGCUGUAAGUUUGGGACUGUACCUUAUGACAAAAUUACUACCUCAUCUGAAGACAGCAGAAGAGAUUGAGUGCCUGUUGCCUGCUAGUGUAGUAAGAGUUCUGGUGAAAAUUAUUGAUGGAAGACAGAAGAAAACUAACCCAGUUCAUCAGUCAGCCUCCCAGUUUAUAAAUGGCUUAGUCUCGUAUGUGAAAUCCUCUGAAAAUGCAGAAAAUUCCAUAGCAGUUCUUCAGUGCUUCUACGAAACACAGUAUCCAAAGGGUGUCAACCUGACUCGGUCUUUGGAAACUAUUGUUCAAUCUCUCAGUGCAGAAGCAGCCAAGCAGUAUGGAGAAAUUUUAAUGAAAAUGUUCAAGAAAUACAUGAAAGUACCAAAAGAAAACAUGAUGGGGAUUCAGCAUGUGGCCACUCACAUCCGUGUUUUGGUGACGCUUCCCAGUACCUCCUCAGACCACGCCUGGCAUCUCCGACUGCUACAGUUCCUGGGUAUUCAUUCUUUCUGGACAGUGCGGGCCAAGUCUGCUGAGAUUCCUCAUUGUUCCAACUGCACCCAGCCAAUGGAGGACAAGCUGAGAAAACCAUUCCAAGACAACUUUUACAAGGCACUCAGCAACUUGCUGAUCUAUAAUACAGACAAGUCAAAGACCUCCUCCUUGGAUUCUUACCUAGAUACAGCUUGCAGUCUUUGUAGAUAUUUCCAGAGUCUGAUAGAAGCCACAGAAGUCACAACUCCAGUGGUGAAUUUAUCGGAAGAUGAGAUGGAACAGUGGAUAAAGACAGUUUUAUGUUUAAUGGCGAUGCAGGAGAAGAACACGGCCAACAGUCCUGAAAGGUUGGGUCUGUACAGAGCCUUUAUGCUGCUAUUUGUUUUCCAUGGUGUCCAUCUGUUUGUUUCCAAAGAAAAUGCUGUUGGUGCAUUACAGGAUCUACACAUCUGUUAUAACAAAGCCCUGAAACACAAAAGGAGAUCCACAGUCAAGUCGGCCAAAUCGGAGCCCGAAUGGAUUGAGGUUGUGACGGAGCUUUUGCUGAGUAUGAUGUCCCAGGGGUCAAACUUUGCCCGACUGGCUGCUAAGACCAUAUUCAGUUGUCUAACUGAGCAUGUCACUCCAGACUCCUUGGGCCUCAUUACCGACGUGCUCAAAACGGAGAAAGGCGAAGAGACUCCAAUCAGCUUUGAGGAUGAAGAUAAAGAUAAUGCAUCAGAUAUGGAUGUAGAGGAAGAAGAGGAAAAUGGACAUGUUUCCUCAGAGGAAGAAGUAGAAAAGAGUGAUGAAGGGUCAGGCUCUGAGGAAGACACUGAUGAGGAGGAGGAGGAAGAGGAGGAGGUGGAUGAUGAAUUCAGGAAUGCUGUCAAGUCUGCUUUAGGAGAUGCUGCUGAAAAAUCAGAUAGUGAGGAGGAGAAGGAGGAGUCUGAAACUGAACUGGAUGAUGAUGCCAUGUUCAAGUUUGACGAGGCUUUGAUUCAGGUGUUUAAAAACAUGAGGAAGGCAAAAGAGGCUGAGGCAAAAGAAAAUAAACAGCAAUUAAUUGCAUUUAAAUCCAGGGUUCUAGAUUUGGUUGAAAUUUUAGUCAAAAGUCAACCUGCUGCUGAUCUGACCUUGGAUCUGAUCCCUCCCCUCCUAGAGCUGAUGGCCAGCACAGAGAAACACAAGGAUGGAGCAGUGCUGGGCAUAGGCAGGAGGGCCGGCAGUGUGUUCAGAGUGUUGUACAGGAAGGCAAAAAUCCAUGGUAAUGUAGCGGUGUCCAGGGAUCGAUACUUGGAAGCCUUGAACAACACCAUUCAGUUUUCUACAAAAGUGACAACCAAACAGAAUAUCAUUGAUGUGUCUGAUGCUUGUUUGCUGGUGAUCCGGUUGUUAAUGAACUUGGAUGUUGGGAGUUUAGGACCAUCUCCAAUGAAGACCAGAUCUAAAAGUUCCCAGAAAGAAAAAGAUAGGAAGGAAGAAAGAGAAAGGGAUCAGGAAUCUGUCCACCAGAUAGUAGUUGAUACCAUCCAAUCAAACCUUCAGGAUUUCCUCAAGAAAAAAAAACAGAAGCUCCAUACGGAAUUUUUCUACAACAUGUUUAGCAAAUUUCCUGUCCUGUACUGGCCAAUUACAGAAACACUGUUGACAACCAUUCAAGAUGAUCAUGUGAAGGUCUUCAUAAAGACCCAGGCCUGCUUCUUGUUAUCAGGAAUGAUAAACAAAGAUGUGGAAAAGAAUAUAGGUGAAGAAGCUUGGAAUGAAUUUUCACUUUCUCUGACUGCAGGUGUCUCGAGGAUUCUGCGAGUGAUUACAAAAGAAGCAUUUCCAGCGAAACUGGUACAUGAUGUGUGUGUCACUCUGAAGAAAUAUCUCGUGUGCUCACAAACUCCUCAGGAGAUACCAGAAGAGGUAACUGAAAAGUUGGAGAGUUUGAAAGGUUCCUUUAAUACAGACAUUAGGAAGGAGUACCAUAGCAUCAUGGGAAAACUGGGGAAAGCAACUCCAAAUGUGAAUCAGAAGAAGAACAAGAAGAGGAAAAGUAAAGAUAAUGCAGACAUUACUGGUCAAACAGCUGAAAACAAAAAACCAAAACAGACUGAAAAAGAAACUCCUGUUAGCCCCUCUCCCAACAGAAAGUCCAAGAAAAGGAAACAAUAAUUUGGAUGAUAAGUGAAAAGAGGGUCCUGAAGGGAGGAUUCAGUAUCUGUUAUGAACAGUAGUGAGACUAAGAAACACUCAGGAAUGGAUUCUUCAGACAGCAAUGAAAUCUCAAAAAAGAAAAUAAACAAGAAAAAGAAGUCGAAAAUAAAAAAAAUCGCAAUAGCAUAUAUA